Messenger RNA from Hevea brasiliensis (rubber tree), 2239 nucleotides. Its product is annotated as cytokinin dehydrogenase 3. The coding region runs from base 275 to 1861 and encodes 528 amino acids. Lineage: Eukaryota; Viridiplantae; Streptophyta; Magnoliopsida; Malpighiales; Euphorbiaceae. Gene Ontology annotation, molecular function: cytokinin dehydrogenase activity; FAD binding. The record is from RefSeq and is a predicted model, not a curated record. Gene Ontology annotation, biological process: cytokinin metabolic process. The transcript has 5 exons.
CCCAAAAGAUUUCCCCUCUGCAGCCCAAGAUUUCAUCUCGUUUUCAUGCAAGAGCUUUCCCAUUCCCCACCUUGAUACCCCACUCUCUAUAAAUAUGCACGUCUCUCCUUCCUUUCAUUUCCAGUCAUCUCCACCACCAUUAGAAAAUACCCCUCCUCACUUCGGCCUCCUUUGCUCUUCUUUCUUUCACUUUCAAGAAAGCUAGACGAGUAAAACCUUCCUUUCUUUCUUUUGCUAGCUAUCCAGAAAGCCAGACGAGAAAGCACAAAGAAAAAUGGCUGUGAAUUACGCAGUUCCAGCUCAUUCCAUAGUCAUAUUAUUAUUUGUAACUCGUUUAGUGUCCGCAAUAGGAAAAUCCAAGCCCUGGACAGAUUUCCUGCCACCUAAUCUCCUAAGCCUUGAUUUCUCCGAGAGAAUUCGCACAGACUCUUUAGCCAUUGAAUCAGCCUCUAGCGAUUAUGGUAACAUUGUCCACGAAAACCCAGCCGCAGUUCUUUAUCCAUCAUCCACACAAGACAUCGUGAGUCUAAUAAAAUUCGCCUACAAUAAUUCUGCUCCUUUUACUGUAUCUGCUAGAGGCCGCAGUCAUUCUGUAUUUGGACAAGCUAUGGCUCCUAAUGGAGUAGUAGUAGACAUGAUGCAUCUAAGGAGUCAUAGAGAGCAGAAUGGAGUUAUAGUCUCAAAGAACCCUUCACUGGGGUUUUAUGCAGAUGUUGGAGGCGAACAGCUAUGGAUUGAUGUGUUAAAAGCCACAUUGGAGCAUGGACUUGCACCGGUGUCAUGGACCGAUUACUUGUAUCUCACCGUUGGAGGGACGCUCUCUAAUGCUGGAAUAAGUGGACAAAGUUUUCGAUAUGGUCCUCAGAUCAGCAACGUCUACGAAAUGGAUGUUGUAACUGGAAAAGGCGAGCUUGUCACUUGCUCUGCGCACAAGAAUUCUGAGCUAUUUUAUGCUGUUCUGGGCGGCCUAGGCCAAUUUGGAAUCAUAACCAGGGCUAGAAUAGGUAUAGAGCCAGCACCAAAGAGGGUUAAGUGGGUACGGGUGCUUUACAGCGAUUUCUCAGCCUUCACAAAAGACCAAGAACGUUUAAUCUCAAUCAAUGGAAGAAAACAAAGCAAUGCACUUGAUUACGUGGAAGGUUCACUUCUUAUGAACCAGGGUCCUCCAAAUAAUUGGAGAUCUUCCUUUUUCCCUUCGUCUGAUAUCCCCAGAAUAAUGUCAAUAGUAACCCAACACGGCAUCAUCUACUGUCUUGAAGUGGCCAAGUAUUAUGAUGAUACAACCCAACAUUCUGUGGCCAAGGAACUUCAGCAAAUGUACAAAGGGUUAAGCUUCAUUCCUGGAUUUAAGUUGGAGAAAGAUGUGUCGUAUGUGGAGUUUUUAGAUAGAGUAAGAAAUGGAGAGCUAAAGCUUCAGUCACAAGGACUCUGGGAUGUUCCUCAUCCAUGGCUUAAUCUUUUUCUGCCAAAAUCUCGUAUUUCUGACUUCAAUUCAGGUGUUUUCCGAGACAUUGUUCUUAAACGAAACAUUACCACAGGACCUGUCCUUAUUUACCCAAUGAACCGAAACAAAUGGGAUGAUCGAACUUCUGCAGUCAUACCAGAUGAGGAAGUAUUUUACACAGUGGGAUUUCUGCAUUCAAGUGGGUUUGAUGACUGGCAGAAGUAUGAUGAUCAGAACAAAGAACUGUUAAAGUUCUGUGAAAAAGCGGGCAUCAAGGUUAAGCAGUAUUUUCCCCAUGACAAAAGUAAAGAGGAAUGGAUCAACCAUUUUGGAUCCAAAUGGAGAACUUUUCGAGAGAGGAAAGCUCUGUUUGAUCCAAAAAUGAUGCUAUCGCCAGGCCAGAGAAUUUUCAACUGACCCUCUUAAGUCUUAGCUUUGUAGUACAAGAAUUCCAGGCGUAUCACAUGAUUGAAGUUAGAGAUAAAUAGAACCUCCAGAUAUUUCAGUUAAUGCUACAGUUAGGCAAGAAAAUAGAAAAAAUGGGCAGCACGACGACAAGACGUUUACUGUUGGUAGAAGUUGACAGGUCGUAGUAGAUAGUAAUAUAGGAAGAAGGAUCCAAAUCAUGAGGAAGUUCUUUGGGACAAUAUUUUUCUUGAGGAUGUCUUUGUCUUCACUGAUUUUGUGCCUGUAAAUAUUUUUAUAUGUAUAAUGCGAGAGCUUUAUAUGUAAAAAAGGAUUGUUGCACUGUUUUAAAAUUCUUUUUACCUUAAUAUAUAAAGAGAAAUUAAGGAA